This is a messenger RNA of Passer domesticus (house sparrow), 12229 nucleotides long. Its product is annotated as mucin-2-like. The record is from RefSeq and is a predicted model, not a curated record. NCBI's taxonomy places the organism in Eukaryota, Metazoa, Chordata, Aves, Passeriformes, Passeridae. The coding region runs from base 70 to 11421 and encodes 3783 amino acids. The transcript has 12 exons.
GCGGCUCCUCCGGCUCCGAGCGCGUUCGGGCUCUGGCAUGGUGCCGGUGGAGGAGCCGUGACGGGGAAAAUGAAAGUUUCCAUCUUUCAUCUCCACUUUUUCCUCCUCCUCCUCUUCAUCCCCGAAGGAAGAACGGAAAACAGCGCUGCUGAACCCGCUGGAACAACCAGGACACCUGGAACCAGCACCAGACCUGGGACCACCAGACCUGGGACCACCAUCCCUGAGACCACCAGUGAGCCAUGGACCACCAGUCCUGAGACGACUGGUCUGGAGACCACCGGUGAGCCAUGGACAACCACCAGUCUGGAGACCAUUUCUACCACCCUAGUGGCCACCACGACCAUCCUAGAGACCACCAUCCCUGAGACCGCCAUCCCUGAGACCACCGGUCCCGAGAUCACCAGUGACACGUGGAAUGACACCAGUCUCGAGACUAUUGCUACCACCAUCCCUGAGACCACCACCAGCACCCCAGAGACCACCAGUCCAGAGACCACCAGUGAACCAUGGACAACCAGCAGUCUGGAGAACAUUUCUACCACCCUGGAGAACACCAUGACCAUCCCAGAGAUCACCAGUAGCCCAUGGACCGCCACCAGUCUGGAGACCAUUUCUACCACCUCUGAGACCACCACAAACAGUCUUGAGACCACCAUCCCUGGGACCACUAGUCCUGAGACCACCAGUGACACAUGGACCACCACCAGUGUCCCAUUGACUACCAGCCUGGAGACUGUUGUUAUCACCCACGAGACCACCACCAGCAUCCCUGAGAACACCAGUCCAGAGACCACCAGUGACCCAUGGAAUGCCACCAGUCCUGAGACCAUUUCUACCAUCCCUGAGACCACCAGUGCUGAGGCCACCAGUGACCCAUGGACUUCCACCAGUUUUGAGACCAUUUCUACCAUACCUGACACCACCAACAACCCUGAGACCUCCAGUCUGGUUACCACCAGUGACGCAUGGACCACCACCAGUCCUGAAAAAAUUUCUGUUACCACUCAGACCACCAUGAUCACCCCUGAGACCACCAGUCUGGAGACCACCAGUGACCCACGGAUGACCACCAGUCUGGAGACCAUUUCUACCAUCCCUGAGACCACCAGUCCGGAUGCCACCAGAGACCCAUGGACUUCCACCAGCCUUGAAACCAUUUCUACCACCCUUGACACCAACACCAGCAUCCCUGAGACCACCAGUCCUGAGACCACCAGUGACCAAUGGAUGGCCACCAAUCAUGAGACCAUUUCUACCACCCUGGAGACCACCACCACCAUCCCAGAGACCACCAGUCCAGAGACCACUAGUGACCUAUGGACCGCCACCAGUCUGGACACCAUGUCUUCCACACCUGACACCCCCAUGACCAUCCCUGAGACCAGCAGUGGCCCAUGGACCUCCACCAGUCUUGAGACCAUUUCCUCCACCCUUGACACCACCACCACCAUCCCUGAGACCACCAGUCCAGAGGCCACCAGUGACCCAUGGACCACCAGUGACCCACGGACGGCCAGCAGUCCUGAGGUGGUUUCUACCAACCCUGACACCACCACAACCACCCCUGAGACCUCCUCGACCAUCCUUGAGACCACUGGUCCAGACGCCACCAGUGAUCAAUGGAGCACCACCAGUCUUCAGACCAUUUCGACCAUCCCUGGCACCACCAUGGCCAGUCCUGAGACCACCAGUGACCCAUGGAAUGCCACCAGUCCUGAGACCAUUUCUAUCAUCCCUAAGACCACCAGUGCUGAGGUCACCAGUGACCCAUGGACUUCCACCAGUUUUGAGACCAUUUCUACCAUACCUGACACCACCACCACCACCAACCCUGAGACCUCCAGUCUGGUUACCACCAGUGGCCCAUGGACUGCCACCAGUCUGGAGACCAUUUCUACCACCCCUGAGACCACCACAAACAGUCUUGAGACCACCAUCCCUGGGACCAGUAGUCCUGAGACCAACCCUGAGACCACCAGUGACCCAUGGACUUCCAGCAGUUUUGAGAGCAUGUCUACCACAUCUGAUAUCACCACAACCUUCCCUGAGACCACCAGUCUGGAGGCCACCAGUGACCCAUGGACCACCACCAAUGACCCAUGGACCACCAGUGAUCAAUGGAGCACCACCAGUCUUGAGACCAUUUCAGCCAUCCCUGACACCACCAUGACCAGUCCUGAGACCACCACUGACAAAUGGACCACCGCCAGUCUGGAGACCAUUUCUACCUCCCCUGAGACCACCACCAGCAUCCCUGAGACCACCAGUCCUGAGACAACCAGUGACCAUUGGAAUGCCACCAGUCCUGAGACCGUUGCUACUUCCCCUGAGACCACCACCAGCAUCCCUGAGAACACCAGUCUGGAGACCAGCAGUGACCCAUGGAUGACCACCAGUCUGGAGACCAUUUCUAGCAUCCCUGAGACCACCACCACCAACCCUGAGACCUCCAGUCUGGUUACCACCAGUAACCCAUGGACUGCCACCAGUCUGGAGACCAUUUCCACCACCCCUGAGACCACCACAAACAGUCUUGAGACCACCAUCCCUGGGACCAGUAGUCCUGAGACCACCAGUGACCCAUGGAUGACCACCAGUCUGGAGACCAUUUCUACCACCCCUGAAACCACCAUGACCAUCCCUGAGACCAGCAGUGACCCAUGGAUUGCCACGAGUCUUGAGACCUUUUUCACUGUCUCUGAGACCAACUCGACCAUUCCUGAGACCACCAGUCUUGAGACCACCACUGACCAAUGGACUUCCACCAGUCUGGAGAGCAUUUCUACCACCUCUGACACUACCACGACCAACCCUGAGACCACCACUCCUGAGACCACCAGUGACCCAUGGACUUCCAGCAGUUUUGAGAACAUGUCUACCACAUCUGAUAUCACCACAACCUUCCCUGAGACCACCAGUCUGGAGGCCACCAGUGACCAAUGGACCACCCCUAAUGACCUCUGGGUCACCACCAGUGCUCAGACCAUUUCUACCAUCCCUGAGACCACCAUGGCCAUCCCUGAGACCACCUUCCCUGAGACAAGCAGUGACCAAUGGACCACCACUAGUUUUGAGACCAUGUCUACCAACCCAGACACCACCACCAACACCCCUAAGCUCUCCUCGACCAUCCCUGAGACCUCCAGUCCUGAGACCACCAGUGACCCAUGGACGACCUCCAAUGACCCAUGGACCACCACCAGUGACCCAUGGGCCACCAACAGUCUGGAGACCAUUUCCACCGCACCUGAGACCACCACAGCCAUCCCUGAGACCACCAGAAUCAUCCCUGAGACCUCCAGUCCUGAGACGACCGGUGGCCCAUGGACCACCAGCAGUAUGCAGGCCAUUUCUACCACCCUGGAGACCACCAUGACCAUUCCUGAGACCACCAUCCCUGGGACCACCGGUCCUGAGACUACCAGUCCUGAGACCACCAGUGACCCAUGGAUGGACACCAGUCUGGAGACCAUUCCUACCACCCUGGAGACCACCAUGACCAUCCCUGAGACCACCAGUGAUGAAUGGACCACCACCAGUUUUGAGACCAUUUCUACCACACCUGAUAUCACCACGACCUUCCCUAAGACCACCAGAACCAUCCCUGAGACCUCCAGUCCUGAGACCACCAGUGACCAAUGGACAAACAUCCCUGAGACCAGCAGUCUGGAGGCCACAGGUGGCCCAUGGACCAGCAGUGACCAAUGGACAGCCACCAGUCUUGAGACCGUUUCUACCACCCCUGACACCACCACAACCAUCCCUGAGACCACCAAUCUGGAGGCCAUCAGUGACCAGUGGACCACUCCGAAUGACCCAGGGACCACCACCAGUAACCCAUGGGCCACCACCAGUCUUGAUAUCAUUUCCACCACCCCUGAGACCCUCACGCCCUUCCCUCAGACCAGCAGUGACCAAUGGACCCCCAGCAGUCUUGAGACCAUUUCCACCACCCCUGAGACCACCACAACCGUUCCUGAGACCACCAGAAUGAUCCCUGAGACCACCAGUCCUGAGACCACCAGUGACCAAUGGACUUCCACCAGUCUUGAGACUGUUUCUACAAUUCCUGAGUCCACCGCCACCAUUCCUGAGACAAUUCCUGCCACCCCUGACACCACCAUGACUGUCCCUGAGACCACCAGUAACCCAUGGGCCACCACCAGCCUUGAGACCAUUUCUGCACCCCCUGAGACCACCACAGCCAUCCCUGAGACCACCAGUGACCAAUGGACUUCCACCAGUCUUGAGACCAUUUCCUCCACCCCUGACAUCACUACGACCACCCCUGAGACCACCAGUCCAGAGGCCACCAGUGGCCCAUGGACCUCCACAGAUCUUGAGACCAUUUCUACCAUCCCUGACACCACCAUGACCAGUCCUGAGACCACCAGUGACCAAUGGACUUCCACCAGUGACCAAUGGACCACCACCAGUCUGGAGACCAUUUCCACCACUAUCCCUGACACCACCAUGACCAUUCCUGAGACCACCGGUCCUGAGACCACCAGUGACUCAUGGACCACCACCAGUCUGGAGACCAUUUCCACCACCUCUGGGACCACCACAGCCAUCCCUGAGACCACCUGUGACCAAUCAACAGCCACCAAUGAAGAGACUACUUCUACCAUGCCUGAGACCACCACCACCAUCCCUGAGACCACUGUUUCCGAGGCCACCAGUGACCAAUGGACUUCCACCAGUCUGGAGACCAUUUCUUCCACCCCUGACAUCACUAUGACCACCCCUGAGACCACCAGUCCUCACACUACCAGUGGGCCAUGGAUCACUGGUCACCCAUGGACCUCCACAGGUCUUGAGACCAUUUCCACCAUCCCUGACACCACCACGAGCAGUCCUGAGACCGCUGGUGACCAAUGGACUUCCACCAGUGACCAAUGGACUACCAAUCUUGAGACCAUUUCCACCACUAUCUCUGACACCACCACCACCAUCCCUGAGACCACCAUGACCAUCCCUGAAAACACCACUCCAGAGGCCACCAGUAACCCAUGGGCCACCACCAAUUUGGAGACCAUUUCCAACACCCCUGAGACCACUGCCACCAUCCCUGAGACCACCAAUCCUGAGACCACCAGUGACCAAUCAACAGCCACCAAUGAUGACACCACUUCUACCAUGCCUGAGACCACCACCACCAUCCCUGAGACCACUGUUUCUGAGGCCACCAGUGACCAAUGGACUUCCACCAAUCUUGAGACCAUUUACUCCACCCCUGACAUCACUAUGACCACCCCUGAGACCACCAGUCCUCAGACUACCAGUGGGCCAUGGACCACUGGUGACCCAUGGACCUCCACAGGUCUUGAGACCAUUUCUACCAACGCUGACACCACCAUGAGCAGUCCUGAGACUGCUGGUGACCAAUGGACUUCCACCAGUGACCAAUGGAGCACCACUAAUCUUGAGACCAUUUCCACCAUCCCUGACACCACCACGAGCAGUCCUGAGACCGCUGGUGACCAAUGGACUUCCACCAGUGACUUGUGGACCACCACCAGUCUGGAGACCAUUUUUACCACUAUCCCUGACACCACCACCACCAUCCCUGAGACCACCGGUCCCGAGGCCACCAGUGACUCAUGGACCCCCAGCAGUCUGGAGACCAUUUUCACCACCUCUGAGUCCACCACGGUCAUCCCUGUGACCACCAGUGACCAAUGGACCUCCACGAGUCUUGAGACCAUUUCUACCAACCCAGACACCACCACAACCAUCCCUGAGACAUCCACGAUCAUCCCUGAGACCACCAGAACCAUCCCUGAGACCACCAGUGACCAAUGGACUUCCACCAAUCUUGAGACCUUUUCUACCAACCCAGACACCACCACAACCAUCCCUGAGACCAUCAGUGACCAAUCGACAGCCACCAAUGAUGACACCACUUCUACCAUGCCUGAGACCAUCACCACCAUCCCUGAAACCACUGUUUCUGAGGCCACCAGUGACCAAUGGACUUCCACCAGUCUUGAGACCAUUUCCUCCACCCCUGACAUCACUGUGACCACCCCUGAGACCACCAGUCCUCACACUACCAAUAGCCCAUGGACCAGUGGUGACCCAUGGACCUCCACAGGUCUUGAGACCAUUUCCACCAUCCCUGACACCACCAUGAGCAGUCCUGAGACCACUGGUGACCAAUGGACUUCCACCAGUGACCAAUGGGCCACCACCAGUCUGGAGACCAUUUCCACCACUAUCCCUGAGACCACCACCACCAUUCCUGAGACCACCGGUCCAGAGGCCACCAGUGACCGAUGGACAGCCAGCAGUCUGGAGACCAUUUCCACCACCUCUGACACCAUCAUGACCAUCCCUGAGACCACCAAUUCUGAGGCCACCAGUGAUCCCUGGACCACCAGUAGUGACCCAUGGACCAGCAUCAGUCAGGAGACCAUUUCUCCCACCACCCCUAUCCCUGAGACCACCAGUCCCAAUGCCACUAGUGACCUCUGGACCACCACCAGUCUGGAGACCAUUUCUAGCACCCCUGAGACCACCACAACCAUCCCUGAGACCACCAAUCCCGAGGCCACCAGUGACUCGUGGACCACCAACAGUCUGGAGACCAUUUCCACCACCUCUGAGACCACCACAGCCAUCCCUGUGACCACCAGUGACCAAUGGACUUCCACGAGCCUUGAGACCAUUUCUACCAACCCAGACACCACCACAACCAUCCCUGAGACCUCCACGGUCAUCCCUGAGACCACCAGAACCAUCCCUGAGACCACCAGUGACCAAUGGACUUCCACCAGUCUUGAGACCAUUUCCACCACUAUCCCUGACACCACCACCACCAUCCCUGAGACCACUGGUCCUGAGGCCACCAGUGACCGAUGGACGGCCACCACCAACAUUCCCUCUGGGACCACCACCACCUUCCCUGGGAUCACCACAACUUUCCCUGAGACCACCACCACCUUCACUGGGGCCACCUCUUCCACACCUGGGACAAACACCAAUCCUGAGACAACAGCGUUCCCUGAGACCACUGUGACCCCUGAAACCACCAUGACCUUCCCCGGGAUCAGCCUCCCUGAGAUCACAGCCAGCUUCCCUGAGACCACCAGAACCAUCCCAGAGACAAUGACAAUCCCUGACACCACCACAAUAUUCCCUGGGACCAGCAGUCCUGAGACCACCACCCACUCUGGGACCUCCACCACCUUCCCUGGGACCGCCACCACUUUCCCUGGGACCACCUCCGCCUUCUCUGGGACCACCACCAAUCCUGAGACCAACAUCCCCUCUGAGACCACCAUCACCUUCCCUGGGACCACCACCACCACCUUCACUGGGGCCACCUCCUCCACACCGGAGACAAACACCAACCCUGAGAAAACAGCGUUCCCUGACACCACCAUGACUCCGGACACCACCAUGACCUUCCCUGGCACCACCCUUCCUGAGACCACCAGCACCAUCCCAGAGACAACCACAACCCUGGGCACCAUCACAGCAUUCCCUGAAACCACCAGUGCUGAGACCUCCAUCACCUCUGAGACCACCACCACCUUCCCUGGAACCCCUGGCACCACCACGCCUGAGAUAACCACAACCCCUGGCACCACCAUGACCAUCCCUGAAACCACUGAGACCAUCAGCACCAUCCCUGCAAGCACCACCAGUCCUGAGACCAUUUCUAAAACCUCUGGCACCACCAGAUUCCCUGACACCUCCAUCUUUCCUGGAUCCACAACCAGAACACCUGAGACAAACACCAACCCUGAGACAUCAGUGUUCCCUGAGACCACCAUGACAUUCACUGGGACCACCAGUGCAGAGAUCACCACCACAAUCCCUGAGAUCACCAGUGCAGAGAUCACCACCAUAUCUGAGACAAUCACAACCCCUGGCACCACCAGGACCAUCCCUGAAACCUCCUUCCCUGAGACCAUCAGCACCAUCCCUGCCAGCACCACCAGUCCUGAGAUCAUCAUCACCUUCCCUGGGACCACCACCUCAACACCUGGCACAAACACCAAUCCUGAGACAACAGCGUUCCCUGAGACCACCAUGACCCUAGACAGCACCACGACAUUGCCUGGGAUCAGCCUGCCUGAGAUCACGGCCACCUUCCCUGAGACCACCAGAACCAUCCCAGAGACAAUGACAAUCCCUGACACCACCAUGACCUUCCCUGGGACCAGCAGUCCUGAGACCACCACCCGCUCUGAGACCUCCACCACCUUCCCUGGGACCACCACCACUUUCCCUGAGACCACCACCAUCUUCUCUGGGGCCACCUCCUCCACACCUGGGACAAACACCAACCCUGAGACAACAAUGUUCCCUGAGACCACCAUGACCCCUGACACCACCAUGACCUUCCCUGGGACCACCCUUCCUGAGACCAUCAUCCCAGAGACAACCACAACCCCUGGCACCAUCACAACAUUCCCUGAAACCCCUGGUCCUGAGACCUCCACCCCCUCUGAGACCACCAACACCUUCCCUGGAACCUCUGGCACCACCACGCCUGAGACAAGCACAACCCCUGGCACCACCAUGACCAUCCCUGGAACCACCCUCACUGAGACCAUCAGCACCAUCCCUGCCAGCACCACCAGUCCUGAGACCAUUUCUACAACCUCUGGCACCACCAGAUUCCCUGACACCUCCAUCUUUCCUGGAUCCACAACCAGAACACCUGGGACAAACGCCAGCCCUGAGACAUCAGCAUUCCCUGGGACCACCAUGACCCCUGACACCACCACCACCAUCCCUGAGAUCACCAGUGCAGAGAUCACCACCAUGUCUGAGACAAUCACAACCCCUGGCACCACCACCGCCAUCCCUGAAACCUCCCUCCCUGAGACCAUCAGCACCAUCCCUGCCAGCACCACCAGUCCUGAGAUCAUCAUCACCUUCCCUGGGACCACCACCUCCACACCUGGCACAAACACCAAUCCUGAGACAACAGCGUUCCCUGAGACCACCAUGACCCUGGACAGCACCACGACAUUGCCUGGGAUCAGCCUGCCUGAGAUCACGGCCACCUUCCCUGAGACCACCAGAACCAUCCCAGAGACAAUGCCAAUCCCUGACACCACCAUGACCUUCCCUGGGACCAGCAGUCCUGAGACCACCACCUGCUCUGAGACCUCCACCACCUUCCCUGGCACCACCAGUCCUGAGACCAACAUCCCCUCUGGGACCUCCACCACUUUCCCUGGGACCACCACCAGCUCUGGGACCAACACUACCACUCCUGAGACCAACACAACCACACCUGGGACCAACACCACCCCUGGGACCAACUCCACCACUCCUGGAACAAACACCAGCCCUGGAACCAACACCACCACCCCUGGGACCAACUCCACCACGCCUGAGACCACCACCACAACACCUGGAACCAACUCCACCACACCUGGAACAAACACCACCACACCUGGAACAAACACCACCACUGUUGGGACCAACAUCACCACACCUGUAACCAACACCACCACCCCUGGGACCACCACAACCACACCUGGAACCACCACCACCCUUGUGACCAACACCACCACCCCUGAGACCAGUAACACCACCCCUGGGACCAACACCACCACACCUGGGACCAACAUCACCACCCCUGGGACCAACACCACCACCCCUGGGACCAACAUUACUACACCUGGAACCAAUGCCACCCCUGGUACCAACACCACCACCCCUGGUACCAACACCACCAUCCCUGGGACAAACUCCACCAUGCCUGAGACCACUACCACAACACCUGGAACCAACACCAUCACUGUCGGGACCAACACCACCACACCUGGAACCAACACCACCACACCUGGAACCAACACCAUCACUGUUGGGAUCAACACCACCACCCCUGUGACCAACACCAUCACACCUGGCACCACUACCACCACACCUGGAACCACCACCACCACCCUUGCGACCAACACUACCACCCCUGAGACCAACACCACCACACCUGUGACCAACACCACCACACCUGUGACCAACACCACCACCCCUGGGACUGACACCACCACACCUGUGACUAACAUCAUCUCUGAGACCAACACCACCACCCCUGGAACCACCACCAGCACACCUGGAACCAACACCUUCACUGUUGGGACCAACACCACCACCCCUGGGACCAACAUCACCCCUGAGACCAACAACACCAACCCUGGAACCAACACCACCACACCUGGGACCAUCGCCACCACACCUGGAACCAACACCACCACACCUGGAACCAACACCACUACCCAUAUGACCACCACCUCCAACCACACAACCAUGGCAACCACCACUGCCACACCUAGGACCACCAGCACCACCCACAGAAGCACCACCACCAGUGCCAUACCUAGGACCACCGGUAGAACCACCACCAUCACCAUCACCAUGACCACCUCUCCCCACUCCACCACCACUCCAGGGAUCUGCAGCAACGGUGGCACCUGGGUCAACGGCCACUGCCAGUGUCCCCUCGGCUUCACCGGGGACAGGUGCGAUGACAUCAGCACCACCAUCGAAACCAAGGCUGAGGCCAACGGGACGGUGCAGGUGGUGCUGCACGUCACCAACCGGGACUUCACCGAGGACCUCAAGAACACCAGCUCACGCGCCUACAUGGAAUUCGUCAAUAACUUCACCAAGCAGAUGGACACAGUCUACGGCGACAUCGAGGGGUACCAGGGCAUCGAGGUGAACAGUCUCAGGCCUGGCAGCGUGGUGGUGGAUCACACCAUCGUCGUGUCCCUGAGGGUGACCUCCCAGAGCCAGGAGAAGCUCCACAACAUCACAACCAACCUGCAGAGGAAGAUCAAAGUGGCGGCAAUGCAAUUCAACUGCACCAACGAUGAUCUGUGCUUCAACUCCUCCAACGUGGAGAUCAACAGCACCACGAUGAAAUUCGAUGAAGAUGCCUACUGCUGGAGCCAAGCGCCCGAGGGCUACCAGGAAUUCUUCUUUCCCAACCUGACGAGCUCCGGGUUGUCCUGCAUGUCCAACUGCACGCCCGGCACCGCCAGCACCAUCGACUGCAGCCGUGGGAAGUGCCACAUCACCCGUGAAGGUCCUCAGUGCUUCUGCGAUGACAUGCACCUGUACUGGUACCAAGAUGACCGCUGCUCAUCACGGGUCAGCAAACUGGCCAUGGGCCUGGGCUUGGCCGUGGCCAUCCUGGUCGUCGUGGUCAUCGUCCUCUCCAUCUUCCUCUUCCGAGCUCGGAGAUCUGGGUCCUUUGACAGGGCCGAGCAGAAGAUGAUGGAGAAUUGGUACCAGAACAUCAGCGAGGUGUGGAGCCCCCAGGGAAGCUUCACCUUGAGGAACGAAGGUGCCCAGCUUGAGGAAGACCAACCAGUCCACCUUGAGGCCGUGGACACGUCGGUGCCGAUCCAAAUCCCACGGCCACAGAAGUUCAUCACGCAGCUCUGAGACGUGGUGGGGUGGUGAUUUCCACCACCAGAACUUCACCAUCAUCAUCAUCGUCCUCACCGUCCUCAAUGUCACCAAAGUCAGGAUCAUCAUCAUGAACAGGAUCAACAUUAAAAUCUUCUUCAUCAUCACCAUCAUUAUUAUCACGACCAAGAAGAUUACCAUCAUCACCAUCAUCAUCAGCACGAUCACCACCAGCAUCAUCAUCGUCACCAUCAUCAUCAACACCAUCAUCCCCAUCACCAACCCCAUGGAACGAGGUUCCCCCAGCACUGCAGGACAACCUGGACCUUCUCCUGGGGGGCACUUUGACCCCCUGCCUUCAUCUUCAUCCUCCUCCUGUAUCCCUCGUCCUCUUCCUGUGAGCACUUUUAGGUGGUGACCCCACUUUUAGGACGUGGGGACCUCACCUCCAGCAGCACUUUUGGGUCCUGACCCCACCUGAAAGGUCAUGUCCCCAUCUCCAAGGUCAUGUCCCCACCUCCUUCCCUCCCCAAAUUCAAGGGUGAGGUUCCCCCCCACCCAAAAAUUGGGCUGGACCCUCUCCUUCUCAAUGAAGUCACUCAAACGUCUCUGGUGUUACUGGUUUGUACUGGGACAACCCCAGUGAUGGCUUGGGGUGGGGACAAACAUCCCCGACCACCCUUUUGGAGCUAUUUUUGGGGGUGACACCCCCAAACCCACCUGGGACCCCCCCUACUCCAACAGGGGACACUCCCAGCGCAUUCCAGCACCUGCCAGGUGUGUUUGGGGCCACACCUGGCCACACCUCCAGGUACUGGGGACUUUGUCCCCGUUCCCGACUCCG